UCACACAACGACAAUAGAUUGACACACUAGUCCUCACAAUAUUAUUAUUAUUAGUAGCUUUAAAUUAUUUUUACCUAUUUGUAAUGGACUUUAUACACGAAUCAGUGGCGCUGGGCGUCGAUCUACUCAUCCUGGGGCUCUGUGUGCGCGAAUAUGUGCACUACAAGAACACCGCCAGAGUGCUUAAGGAAGCUCCACAAUACACCAUUGAUAAGGAACUUAAAUCCAUAGUGGGACGACAGCAGGACAAAAAGAUACCCUAUGCCGUCAUACGCGGCACAGUCACGCCCAUCGGCGUCCCACUGCGCAGCGCCUACGUGCCCAGUGUGAGCGGCGUGCUGCAAAUCGUGAAGCUCCACGAGCAUCGUGUGAUGCGCGCCUUUGCCGGAUUCUGGGCAGAGCAGCGCAAACUGCUGCAUGAGAGCGUCAACGAGAUGCCGUUCGAGUUGCGACAACACGAUCAUGGCGUGGAGAUCGUUGACGCCGUGAGCGCGGCUGUGCUGGAUGUGGAUGUGGUGUAUGACAACUACGAGUCCACGUCGCUGUCGUUCUUCGAUCACAUCUUCGGCUUCUUCACGGGCGUGCGCCAGAAAGGUCUGCAGACCACGGAACAGGUGCUGCGCGACGGCAGCUUUCUCACAGCCAUUGGUGAGAUUGAGAUGGAUGGCUCCACGUUACGCAUGCAGCCCUCGAAGCAGGGACCUCUCUUCCUGACCACUGCCACCAAAUCGACGCUGAUCAAGCGCUUUGAGGAUGCCAAAUCCUCAAUGCUCUUCAAAAUUGUGCUGUGCAGCAGCAUUUCCAUGGUGCUCGUGGGGCUGAUAGUGCGAAAGGUGUAUCGCAAAAAGAAACAGGAACGUGAAGAGGCCAAGAUACGCAGACGCCUCGAGACAGAGCGACGCGAACGUCGCGCUCGCAGCAGACCGCACACACUGUCGCAGGAUCAGCUCUGCGUCGUCUGCUCCACAAAUCCCAAAGAGAUUAUUUUGCUGCCCUGCGGACACGUUUGCCUCUGCGAGGAUUGCGCACAGAAAAUCGACGUUACCUGCCCCGUGUGUCGCGGCCACAUUGAAUCCAAGGCGGCGGCAUUUAUCGCUUAAGCUACGUAGCAACCCCAAUUCCACGUGUACCUGUUGUCAGUGUUUGCCAAAAUGUUUGUCUAAUCUCAAUUAGCGUUUAUUACUGAGCAAUUUUCGUGGAUUCAUAAAAUUCGUUUUGACGUGUUCGACUUCGUCUCCGUCUCUUAA
Messenger RNA from Drosophila sulfurigaster albostrigata, 1247 nucleotides. RefSeq names its product mitochondrial E3 ubiquitin protein ligase 1 (gene Mul1). Bases 84 to 1100 code for a protein of 338 amino acids. The transcript is spliced from 4 exons. The record is from RefSeq and is a predicted model, not a curated record. Gene Ontology annotation, molecular function: ubiquitin-protein transferase activity. Lineage: Eukaryota; Metazoa; Arthropoda; Insecta; Diptera; Drosophilidae. Gene Ontology annotation, biological process: protein ubiquitination; organelle organization.